UCUCUAUCUCCUCGGCCCUCUAUUGCAACAUCAUGUAUCUCUCUCUCUGCUCGAUCUACCGCACAUCAAGGAGCAUUCUGCUGCAACAUCAGGGUUUUGAUGUGAAACUAAUCAAUGUAAAUCGAACUUGCAAAGUUACAAAAGGUGAUGCUCCUUUCUCUUUUAUUUGGGUUCUUUCUUAGGAAUAAAAUUCAUUUCUCUAUUGUAUGUGAUCUUUCUCUUCACUUCCUAUUUCGGGGAGGACAAGUGGUCAAGUACACUGCCAUGUUAGCUUGUGGCAACUAUCAUGGAGUUGUGGGCUUUGCAAAAGGAAAAGGCCCAACAAUUCCCAUUGCCCUCCAAAAGCAAAAGAGUGACUAUUUUACCUCCAAUUGUUGCCAUUCUGAGACGCUGGCGGCCACUUUUGGCAAGUAUUCAUGAGCUUACUUCUUCAGAUGAUCUGAAUCCCCUCGUUGUUGAUGACCGCGCUUUGACAGCAGAUGUGCUGCCUCUUAUGGUUGCGGAGGGUGCAAAAACAGCUGGUGCUUCACGUAUAAUUGGCGUAGAUAAUGACAACAAGAAUUUUGAUGUUGGCUGGAGAUUUGUGGUUUGAGGGUCGUGAGCACAUUUGCCACACAUGAGACCUACUCUUACAACUUAAGGAGGUAUGUUGUUGUUUGUUGCAAAAACGAUUUCUUUGCUUGCAUGCUUCUGACAAUGAGUUUUUUUUUUAUGAGGCUUGUGUGCUUCUGAGUUAUGUUUUUGUUGUUGCAAAAAAAUGAUUUCUUUGCUUGCAUCCUUCUGAGAUUGUAUUUCUUAGGAGGCUUUGCUAAGAUAUGAUUCACCGGUGUUGUUUGUUGUGGUGAGAGAUGAAUGCGUGCUGUAGAAACUGAGACAUCUGGUUUGGUGGGAGGAGAAAUAAUAAGCAAGACAUGGGAGAACCUUAUGGAAAAUUGCAUAGAAAUGAAGGAACUUGUUUCUGGUUCAUAUUUGCGGGAGAUGUGUUUCCCUUUUUGCUUUCUCUACCUUUGAAUUUCUCUCACAAUCACAUGUUUAGGAACUGAUAUAAAUUCAUUUACCAUUCAUUCGAAAUCUAUGUGAGGCUGUGAGCGCUGAAUUCAUUUGUAAAAUCCAUGAUAAUUUUUUCAGUGGAAAUGUUUGAAAGCUUCUAUUUUUUACUCAAACAUAAGAAAUCACAUGUUAUUUUAUUUUGUUUUAUAUUUUAUUUGCAUUUAUGGACAACUCAUGAGUUUUUCCCUUUGUUCUUUAUUUUCUGUUUAUACUGCAGCAUGAGCCAAACAGCCUAAAGAAAUCUAUCCGUACUUGAUGCAUAAGAAAACCACACUCCAUUUGAUAUAUCUUCCUUUAUUUAAGCAUUAUAGAUUUAUAGAACCUGUUGGGAUUAGCUAUGCUAGAAAUGGAAAAUUAUGAAAACUCAAACGUAUACUCUAGCCUCGAAGAUUUAAUAAACAUACAAAGGAAGAUUCAGGUUGGACAAGUACAGGAAACUUGUACUGCAAAAGAACUAUGUGAAAUUCUUGGUAGUUUUCACUUAUACUUUGCAUUAUGACAAAAAAAAAAUCAGUUUGUUUGAUAAUCCUUUUAUUUUUAUGUUAUGUUAUAAUUCUCAAAGGCAGCACAUGAUAUUUUCUAAAAUUCUCAAAGGCAGCAUAUGUCAAAAUUUAUCAUGAAGAAAACACAUACUGACUGCCCCUUAAAGUUUAAACAUCUGGUAAGAAAAUUAUUAGAAGUUACUUGAAUUUUGAGAUAGUUCAUUGACAUGAAAUUCUCAGCGAGUACAACUUUCCUCUAUCUAUUCCUAUUGGUAGCUAUGCAUUUAUUUAUUUUUUUAGUGUAAUAUUUUUUGUGUUCUUUAAAUCAGCUCUAUAACUCACAAGCAUCGUUGGUUGGCCUCGUCAUACAGGUGUUAUAGUUGGGAUGGGACAGAAAGAUGCUUGUGUUGGUGAUGAGAUGCAAUCCAAGAGAGGUAUUCUCACUUUGAAAUAUCCGAUUGAGCAUGGGACUGUAAUUUGGAUGACAUGAAGAAGAUCUGUCAUCAAUUGAUUCCAUUUUGAAAAAAGAAAAAUCCUUCCCUUCAUCCUC
Messenger RNA from Magnolia sinica, 2082 nucleotides. RefSeq names its product BEACH domain-containing protein C1-like. NCBI's taxonomy places the organism in Eukaryota, Viridiplantae, Streptophyta, Magnoliopsida, Magnoliales, Magnoliaceae. The coding region runs from base 287 to 592 and encodes 101 amino acids. The record is from RefSeq and is a predicted model, not a curated record. The transcript has 5 exons.